Messenger RNA from Onychostruthus taczanowskii (white-rumped snowfinch), 753 nucleotides. RefSeq lists its product as uncharacterized. Gene Ontology annotation, cellular component: membrane. The transcript has 6 exons. The record is from RefSeq and is a predicted model, not a curated record. The coding region runs from base 1 to 753 and encodes 250 amino acids. NCBI's taxonomy places the organism in Eukaryota, Metazoa, Chordata, Aves, Passeriformes, Passeridae.
AUGCGCCGCAGGCACUCGCUCAGGCGCUUGGUGUCGGCGCUGCCGGGCUGCGGCUCGCCAGGCUCGUCGCCGAUGCGCCGCAGGCACUCGCUCAGGCGCUUGGUGUCGGCGCUGCCGGGCUGCGGCUCGCCCAGCUCGGCCACGCUCAGCGCCACGGCCUGGGGGUCCCCGCAGCGCUCCACGCGGUCCCGCACGAACCGGGGACCACCCCCCACACACUCCGGGGGGCUCGGGGCUGGGGGGAUCCGGGGGGGUGCCAGUCUCCCAGCGCUGGUGGGCACUGGGGGUCCCUCCCCAUUUCCCCACCUGCUCUCCCCCCAGUUCCUGGGCAUCCUCCUCCUCGCCUUCAGCUUCUGGGUCCUGUUCGACCGGCAGAGCUUCGCCGCCGUGCUGGGGUCCCCGCUGGCCGGCCUGAGGCUCUGCUCCUACGGCCUCUCGGGGGUCGGCACGGCCGCCAUGCUGCUGGGCUUCCUGGGCUGCCUGGGGGCCCUCAAGGAGCUCAGGGCCCUGCUGGGGCUGUAUUUCGGGCUGCUGCUGCUGCUCCUCGCCGCCCAGGUCACCGUGGCCAUCAUCGUCUACACGCAGCGUGCCGCUGUGAGGGAGGGGGCAGCCCCGGCUGGGGGGCACCCCGGGGUCGUGGGGGGGACCCUGGAGUCGGGGGGGAUCCUGGGGUCCCCCUGCCGAGAGCGGCUGCUCGGACGAGUUCGCCCUGGACUGCACCUUCGCUGCCUGCGACCCCGAGCGGACAGGUAG